AUGGCGCAGAGGCUGAGCGAGCGAGCACGGGGGCCCGUCGAGGCCACCGGGCUCUACAGGGCUGUGUUGCUCAGGUCUGCCUCCAUGUACUCGGAGAUCCAGAGGGAGCGGGCAGACAUCGGUGGCCUGAUGGCUCGGCCGGAGUACAGAGAGUGGAAUCCAGAGCUCAUCAAACCCAAGAAGCUCCUGAACCCAGUGAAGGCCUCCCGGAGCCACCAGGAGCUGCACCGAGAGCUGCUUAUGAACCACAGAAGAGGCCUUGGUGUGGAUAGCAAACCAGAGCUACAGCGUGUGCUGGAGCAUCGCCGGCGGAACCAGCUUAUGAAGAAGAAGAAGGAAGAGCUGGAAGCCAAACGGCUCCAGUGUCCCUUUGAGCAGGAGCUGCUAAGACGGCAGCAGAGGCUGACCCAGUUGGAAAAACAGCCGGAAAAGGAAGAAGAUCACGCCCCUGAGUUUAUUAAAGUCAGGGAAAACCUGCGGAGAAUCGCCAAGCUGACAAGUGAAGAGAGAGUGCUGGCAGCCCAGAGCCUGGACCAGAAGGCGGAAGAAGCUGGAGAAAAGCAGUCACCGACCACACGUCUGCGCUAUGGAGGCCUCACCCCUCGAGGGAGGGGGCAGGAGGCGGGGCCACCGGGCCGAGACGAGACGGAGGCCCACAGCCUGCUGGGGAAAAGCACUGACCUUCGGAACUUGUGA
This is a messenger RNA of Chrysochloris asiatica (Cape golden mole), 696 nucleotides long. RefSeq names its product family with sequence similarity 107, member A (gene FAM107A). The coding region runs from base 1 to 696 and encodes 231 amino acids. The transcript has 5 exons. Gene Ontology annotation, biological process: regulation of actin cytoskeleton organization; actin filament bundle assembly; actin filament polymerization. Gene Ontology annotation, cellular component: neuron projection; stress fiber; synapse. The record is from RefSeq and is a predicted model, not a curated record. Lineage: Eukaryota; Metazoa; Chordata; Mammalia; Afrosoricida; Chrysochloridae.